GUAACAGGGAGAAAACAACCGUUAGAAAGUUUCUCGUACUUGUGCCAGGCAGACAUCGUCAAUCAGAGCUCAAGAAUCUUAGUUGAAAUUUCGUAAAGUUUUAACUUUUUCCACUUAAGAAUUGUUUUCUUCUUACUUCAACACGAAGAAUCAAGUUCAUUUCCCGCCAUUUUGAAGACUGCUUCCAAUUUGUCUUCCACAUAGCUCUGGGAUUUGUUCCUACUGAAUAUUUGUUUCUUCUAACAUCAAAAAGUUUUAGGAGAAUCAAGUUCUUUUCCUACGGUAUUUGAAGACUGAUUCCAAUUGAUCUUCCAUCCAGCAGGGAUUUGUUUUAUCUUUCCAUCAAAUAUUAAAGAAGAACACGCUUCAUUACAGAGGGUCUGCUCAACCCAAAGCACAUGGAAUCAUGGCGACUAAAACCAAAGCCGAGGAAGAUAUAUGUGAAGAACAUAGUAAUUUCCCUAAGAAAAGGAAGACUUUUACUCUUCUGCUUAAAGAUGAAAACAAGAAUGUGGCAAACUUGAAGUACUUGGUCGAGGAAGGAUUUGACGUCAAAACAACCAUCAUCUUUUUGUUGAGUGAACUGAAGAGAUAUGUAAAAUUUCCGGUCGAAUUUUCAGCCGCCAUUCUAGACCACGUUGUGGAAGUCAUCCUUAGAAAGUUCCCGCGUGUACACGUUAUGGAAAAAAAGAAAAAAACCCCAAAAUGUUUGAUCCUACCACCUAACAUCGAUCGAGAACAGCUAAUUGACGUACUAGAGCUCUUCGGUGCUGCCUUUGUUUUUCAAGCUAAAACCGACUUUCGAAAAUUUGGAUGGAUUUGUUGGCAUGAAGCCACCAUGUUGCGAGACAAGUAUCGAAUUAAGAAAAUCAGCUUGCCUCAAUCUGAAUUGGAAACGCUUCUUUUCGGAAAUGUAAGUGAAUUUCGAAAUAUGGAAGAACUUUUUGUUUUGUUCCCACAAAGGGGAGAAAGAUGGAAAAUCCACGCGUUAUGUACUUGUCAUCGUAUUUCCAACAAGUAUAACUGCCACCCGGACAGUUUUUUCGUCAACAAUUUGUUCAAAUUCGCUCUUCAAGGAUGGGCGGACCGCAACGUACCUCGUCACCGCGCUUUCACCAUAUCCCUCCAGCUUUUUGAGCUCUUUGGGAAGGCAGACUUUUUGGAUCAACUGGUCAAAAAUGAAACGAACAUGGAAGAUGUCGUACAUUCAUCGUUCACCGAAUUCUUCAACACCCUGAGGCUGUGGGGCUGGGACCCACAACGGAUUGAAACCGAACUGGCUACAGUAUUGACAAUCGACCACUUAAUGACUGCCCUGGUUUUCUCUUUCGUAUACCAGGUGAAAGUUCACAAAGACGCUCGAAAUGAUCAAAUCAAAAUCAAAGAUUAUACGAUCAAAUCAAAAGCCGACAAGCUUGAAGAAAUUUCACAGCUGAUUCUUAUUCUUAUUAAAUUGCUGGUAUCGAUGCCCAAAUCGGAAGCUGAGAGGGAAAAAUUGAAGAACCAUCUUGAAAGCUACACUAUCAAUUUUGAAAAUAACACCUUGAAAAAAAAACAAUCAACACUCUUGCUGAGGGCAUCCGAGGACUACAGAGGAUUUGAAGAAGACUUUGACUUCAUUAUGCUCUUACUGGAGACCGGUGGAGACCCCAACGCCGUAGAUCAACAUGGGCGCAGCCCCCUCCACGUACUCGCAAGUAGAGAAGUAUUCUUCCAUCCUUUUUGGAGUUCUGAUUAUGAGAAGCAUGCUGCAAGAUUCACCAUUAUCGUCCAAACAUUUUUUGAUGGAGAAUUUCACAAGGAUCAAACCGAUCUUCGCGGAAACGCUGCUUUGGAUUGCAUAAAGUACUUCCCUCAGCAAUACCCCAAUGACAAGUUACGCAAGCUGAUGGACAGUUACUUGCAGGGCGUUCUUCCGUUAUCUUGCAUCGCAGCUAAAAUCGUCCGAAAGCAUAACCUCCCGUGUGAAGAUUUACCUGUGACGCUUCAGUCUAUGGUUCUCCAACACAGUUCGUUUCAAUACUGCUAGACCAUCGUUUUAAAUUCGAAGACAUGAACACUUCUGUGAAUGUCUACCUGUGACGCUUCAUUGAAAGAACAAACAACACUAGUGCCGUUUAAAAGUUUCGAUGCUCCUCGAGUGUUGCAUAAAGUGUGUAUUUCUGACAUUGGAUUGUUUUCCUCGGUGUUUACAUCGUUUUAAAUUCGAAGACAUCAACACUACUGUGAAUGUCUACCUGUGACGCUUCAUUGAAAGAACAAACAACACUAGUGCCGUUUAAAAGUUUCGAUGCUACUCGAGUGUUGCAUAAAGUGUGUAUUUCUGUGACUUGUGUUCGAAUCGGCAUCACGGAGGCCAUGUCGCAAACGAUGACGGAAUUUGUGUGUAAUGGUUGUAAAACGGGAAAAACGGCGGCGCCUCGUGAACUGUUCUGCCUUUGCCGACAGCCGUACGAUGACUCGCAGUUCUACAUCGACUGCGAUCGCUGUGGGGACUGGUUGCACGGUCGGUCGCUGCGUCGGAGUUCUGCAAACGGAAUCCGAGUCGAUCGACGAGUACACGUGCCCCAACUGUGAGCCGCAGGGAGCCUUCAACUACGCCAACACGAAGACCCUAAGCAUUCGUGAUUACGAGGAACUACGCAAGCUUCUACGGCAGUUGCAGACCCACAAGAGCUCCUGGCCGUUCCGUGAGCCAGUCGAUGUCAAGGAUGUCCCCGACUAUUAUCAUGUCAUCAAGGAUCCCAUGGACUUGCAGAUGGUUGAGACCAAGAUUAUAGAGAGACGCUACCAACGACUGGUAGAGUUUAUCGGCGACAUUACCAAGAUCUUUGAAAACUGUCGCUAUUACAAUCCCAAAGGGUCCAACUUCUACCGUUGCGCCACAUCCCUCGAAUCGUUUUUUGUGCCCCGACUUAAAUUGUUGCGCUCGUCCAUGUCCAACUGAAGUUGCGUCAUCGUCACCCAUAUCUCUUUUCAAAUCGCCUCGUGUGUGUUUGUGUGUUACGUGUGAAACUAUCUCGGAACUCUUUUUUUUUUGGCUUGCUUGUUCCGCUUUUCUUACCUUGCAUCCGAAAUUUCUUCUGUGUCUUCAAAAUGUAAAGACUCUUGCAACGUACAUUUCUCCUCACUAGACUGACAUGAAAAACAAAUUGUUGAAAGCGGUAUUUAUAUAAAUGUGUAACGUUAUCUAUAUAUUACGUUAUGUAUUAUAUUUAUAAAUUGCUGUUACAUCUGCCGCAAUACACAAAAUCUUUUUGUAUU
Daphnia pulex (common water flea) is the source of this 3264-nucleotide messenger RNA. RefSeq lists its product as uncharacterized. The record is from RefSeq and is a predicted model, not a curated record. Lineage: Eukaryota; Metazoa; Arthropoda; Branchiopoda; Diplostraca; Daphniidae. The transcript is spliced from 4 exons. The coding region runs from base 407 to 2029 and encodes 540 amino acids.